AACAAUUUUUUUUUAAAACUUUUCAUCAAAAAAACUAUCAUGCCACUAUAAGGGUUAAUCAUGCUUUUUGUUCUUCGUAUAAAAACUAUUUUCCAAAGUAUGUCUCACAGUACAGUUUAAAAGAUAAUUUAUCAAAGAAAUCCUAAGUAAGAAAAUUAAUUACUGUAGACUUUUUAAAAUCCGUAGAAUCUGCGUAGGCUUUAGGCUUGCAGAUGUAGACUGUAGAUUGUGUAUUUCUUUACUCUAAAGCCGGAAAUUGCCAUAGUAUUGGUAACACUGACCCCAACUGGACGUGUAUUUAUGCAAACCGCAGAUAUGUUAACGUAUACUUUUAUAUAAUAUGCCACCGACAAAAAAAACAUUAUGGAGUCAUUUCGAUGAUACUGGCAAUCAUAAAGCCAGGUGUAAAAUUUGUGAAUCAAUUAUUUCUUAUAAAACUUCAGUUUCCAAUUUAGCAAUGCACAUGCUUGAAAAACACUGUUCAAGAGAGGUUUCACCCGAGUGUAGUGGUUCUUUUGCUUUCGUGGAGGUAGAUGAUAAACCGGCAAAUUACGAAGAUGAUAGGGUGGCAGAAAAAAAGAAUCGGAGAUCGUAUAGAAGCAAGGCGUGGAACCAUUUUGAUGAUAUUGGUGAUAAAAAAGCACGAUGUAAAUAUUGCCAAAUUGUCAUGUCGUACAGAACAUCAAUUACUAAUUUAACUAAACAUGUCAAUAGGGCACAUUUUAAAAACGUAUUACCAUCCGAAGUUGAUUCUUCCGAUGUAGAGACGACGGUGGUGACAGUAGAAGAGUCCGAAAAUGACAAUUCACACGUAGAGGAAGAACAGAAAUCGGGGCGAAAAUUUAGUAAAGCGUGGUGCCAUUUCGAUGAUUUAGGCAACUAUAAAGCACAGUGCAAAUAUUGCAAGAUUGUUAUGUCAUACAAAGGAACAAUCACUAAUUUAAAAACACAUUUCAUUAGAGCACACUUAGACGAACUAUCAGUGUGUGACCCAGUCGAUUCUUCUGAUCUGGAGACGACGGUGGUCACAAAAGAAGAGGCUGAAAACGACAAUGCUGAUUCUUAUCCCGUGAAAAGAAAGAGGAAAAGGUAUAAGAAAUCAAGCAAGAUUUGGAACCACUUCGAUGACAGGUUCAAUGGUAGAGCUCGGUGCAAAUAUUGCGAAUUGGACUUUUCCUACAGUACUUUAACUAAUUUAUCAAAACAUAUUGAAAGAAAACACCUUCAAAUACCAAUUGAAUUACCUUCACGAACCAAGUCACACGCAACUUCCACCUCAGAGGCGGCGGAUGAGGAAAUGGCAUGUACUGAAGAUACUGAAACUAGUGUGGUGAAAAAUCCGUUAGAGAAGCUCUUAGCUUCAAGAGCAAAGCCACAUGUUAGUAUGUGUUAUACUAGGCGUAAUACAAGUCCCCAAGUCGUUAAGAACACGCGAACUUUUUACGAACAUCGGGAACACGUUGAAAAUAAAAACGACAUAGAUCGUCAUAUAAUGAAUCUUUUCAUAUAUGAUAUGCAACAUUUUUCAAUUGUAGAAGAUAGAGGUUUUCGUGAACUUAUUGCGUUCGGUUUUCCAAAUUAUACUUUGCCGACGAGACAAUUUUUCGCAAACAAUAUGCUUCCUACGCUAUAUGAAAAGACAAAGUCCGAGAUCAAGGAAUCAUUAAACCUAGAAGUUGUGUCUAUAUAUGUCUCAACGGAUAUGUGGACUUCUAAAUAUGGUGAUUGUUUUUUAGCACUUACAGGAUGUUACAUAGAUAGUAAUAUGAUUUUACGUUCGCUUCUCUUGGAAUUGUGUCAACCAAUUGGAUCCUCGCAUACUGAAUUAGCGGCAGAAUUAACAAGAAUCGUAAAGGAAUGGAAAAUUAAGGAUAAGAUCUUUGUUGCCAUGUCCGAUAACGAUUCUACUAUGAAGUUUGCCAUUGAAAAAUGCUUAGGUUGGCAACACUUGACUUGCUAUGCACUAAGCUUAAAUUUAUUAAUUGACAAUGCUUUGAACAAUGAUGCUAUUGCAAAUAUAAUCCAGAAAACUAAAGCCCUCGUUAAAAAAAGUACAAUCGCUGACUUAAUGUUAGAAGAACAUUUGGACCAAAUUCUUAAAGCAAACAAUAAAACAGACGAAGAACUAACAACUAGGUGGGAUUCCAUAUUUGAGAUGUCGAAGCAACUAAUAGAGCUCAAGGAAGUACUUCAAAAUGACCUCUCUGAAUUAAAUGUAACUAUCUUAUCUGAAAACGACUGGGACUUUAUUGAAAAGCUCGUUUCUCUUUUAAAUCCUUGUGACGAAGUGAUAAAAGAAAUCAGCGGUUAUAAAGAUGUGCCAAUUAGUAUUGUAAUUCCAGUAACAUUUGCCCUUAAGUCGGCAUUGGUAGAAUUUGUGUUAAGUAGCGAACCUCUGCCUGAUGCAAUUGAAAUGAUCAGACAACAUAUUUUCGAUGGUCUCGUGUGCCAACUGUCCGUUUUAGAAGAGAAUCGCAUUUAUACUACAAGUAUGUUUCUCGAUCCGAGAUAUAAACUUUAUUUUGAAAAGGAAAAAAUCGCAGAUUCAACAAAAGAAUACGUCACUAGGUUAAUUACGUCAUUGAUAGCUGACGAAGAAGAAGAAUUAAUGGCCGAAAACACAUCGAACAAUAGUAUAGAAAACGACAGUUCUAUCUGGAGUCACUACAACAAAAAAAUGAGCAAUACUCGGACAUCAGCAAGCGCUUCCUCUAAAGCUGAAUUAGAAAUCCAAAAUUAUCUGGACGAUAAAAUACCAUCGAGACACAGUUCUCCAUUAGAAUGGUGGAAAGACAAUCAAAGUACGUACCCGCGACUAGCAAUGCUUGCACGCGUACAUCUGAACGUUUUAGCCACACGAAUGCCAUGUGAAAAUUAUAUUACGGCAUGUAAUGAUUUAUACGACAGAGACCUUGAUACCCAAAAGAUUCAACAAUUGUUAUUUUUACAAUUAAAUUGUAAAAACGAAUCAAUGUAAUUAACUUUGUUCGUAAUUUUGGUCAGAGUACCAAAAAUUAAGACUUUUAAAAUAAAGAAUUCUAGUAUAA
Messenger RNA from Papilio polytes (common Mormon), 3047 nucleotides. RefSeq names its product zinc finger BED domain-containing protein 6. The transcript has 5 exons. Gene Ontology annotation, molecular function: DNA binding; protein dimerization activity. The record is from RefSeq and is a predicted model, not a curated record. Lineage: Eukaryota; Metazoa; Arthropoda; Insecta; Lepidoptera; Papilionidae. The coding region runs from base 341 to 2977 and encodes 878 amino acids.